AUGGGCGGGGUUCAAUCAAAGGCGAAGGGACUUUGGUUGGCCAUCAAAUACCUCUUCGAACUCAACAAGAGCUUCGAGGAGCUGCUCAAGAGAGCAAGCCAGCCGCCUGGCCUCCCAGUAUCGAACCCGUCACAGUCGUACUGGCUCGAGGAUCCACCCUUUCCGGAGUUAGUCGACAUCAGGUCGGAGGAACUGCCGGAGCAUGCCGACAUCGUGAUAAUCGGCUCCGGGAUCACGGGUGCUGCGGUCGCGAGGUCUGUCCUACAGGAAUGCCAACGCAAAGGAGAAACCCGAAAGAUUGUAGUGUUGGAAGCUCGGACCUUGUGUUCGGGUGCCACAGGGCGCAACGGAGGCCACAUGAAGUCGUCGCCUCACGAGCUCUUUGUGCAACUCAAGAAGAGAUUUGGCCCGGAGCGGGCCGCUAUCAUUACUAGAUUCCAGCUGUCCCAUGUGAAGGUCUUGACAGAGCUCUGCAAGUCCGAGGGUUGGGACAUUGCUGAGUGCCGCGAGGUAACGACCUCGGACUUGUAUCUUGACGAAGAGUCCCGAGUUGCUGCGCUAGGGGAGGUGGAAGAGUUCAGGAAAUGGAUCCCAGAACUGGAUAUUCAGACAUGGGAUGCUCCUGGGGCGCAGAAGGUGAGGAUUCGGUCCAGAUUGAAAUGCUGUACGGUGCCAUGUGUUGACUUGAAGCAGCAUUUCAAAGUGAACAACUUCGUCACGGGCGCUAUUUCCUAUAUUGCUGGAGCACUCUGGCCCUAUAGACUGGUUGCCAGCGUCUGGAAGGAUCUCCUUACCAAGUUCCCAAAGUCGCUAUCUAUAGAGACAGGGACUGCGGUGACGGAUAUACUACCAUGGACCGAUAAUGAUUUUGCUUAUAGAGUUGUGACAUCGCGAGGCGACAUCAAAUGCAGGCAUAUCGUGCACGCUACAAACGGCUUCGCCAGUCAAUAUGUACCGGGUCUUAGGGGUAAAAUGACAGGUUUCGUCGCGCACAUGUCUGCCCAACAGCCUGGCACGCAAUUCCCCGACUACGGUGGGUCUCGCUCCUGGUCUGUUGUCUACGGGACAGCAUACGAUUAUGUUACACAACGUCCAACAGCAGAUGGAGUCCCCGGUGAUAUUAUGCUCGGGGGAGGCUUUUUCCGUGGGAAGGACCAGGGCAUGGCCCAGUCCGGCUACUGGGACGAUAGCAAUGCUGCUAUGGACGCCCUGGCCGUCAAUCAUAUAGGUAACAUUUUCCCGACCAUUUUCGCGCCGCACUGGGGCGAUGAUCGAGAGGGAGGCAGGGUCAAGAGGAUGUGGACAGGUAUCGUGGCUAUCACUGGUGAUUUCCUGCCCUUCGUGGGGAGAUUAGAUCCGAAGUUGACGGACCGCCGGCCGAAAAGCCAGGCUUCGUCUGAGACAGUACCUGCGGGCGAAUGGGUGUCGGCGGGAUAUUGCGGUGACGGGAUGGUAUGGGCUUGGCUUUCUGGGACGGCGCUUGGGGUCAUGCUGAUGGGGAGCGAAAAGGAGGAGCUGCCGGCCGUUCCAGGUCGGCCAGCUGGGAAGGUUGCAGAUUGGUUCCCCCACGAACUGGCACCUACCCUUAAGAGAGUCGAGGAAGCAGAUCUAUCCAAUCUUGCUGGCCGUUUGCUAUAG
Neoarthrinium moseri is the source of this 1638-nucleotide messenger RNA. RefSeq lists its product as uncharacterized. The coding region runs from base 1 to 1638 and encodes 545 amino acids. NCBI's taxonomy places the organism in Eukaryota, Fungi, Ascomycota, Sordariomycetes, Amphisphaeriales, Apiosporaceae. Gene Ontology annotation, molecular function: oxidoreductase activity. Gene Ontology annotation, cellular component: cytoplasm. The record is from RefSeq and is a predicted model, not a curated record. The transcript has a single exon.